Messenger RNA from Vicia villosa (hairy vetch), 975 nucleotides. RefSeq lists its product as uncharacterized. The coding region runs from base 1 to 975 and encodes 324 amino acids. NCBI's taxonomy places the organism in Eukaryota, Viridiplantae, Streptophyta, Magnoliopsida, Fabales, Fabaceae. Gene Ontology annotation, molecular function: DNA-binding transcription factor activity, RNA polymerase II-specific. The transcript is spliced from 2 exons. The record is from RefSeq and is a predicted model, not a curated record.
AUGGUGCAUCCCGAUAACACUCUCAAACCUAAUGAAUCUCAAGUUGUUUCACCACUCGUAUCUCCUAUUGUAACAAAGGUGGUAGAUAUUUGCGAGCAUUUUGAAAAUGGAGAAGAGUUUGAAUUACGUGAAGACAUGUUGCAUUGGAUUCGUACGGAGGCUACGAAACUAGGAUUCAAUGUUGUGAUUGGAAGGUCCGAUAAUGGUACGGAUAAAAGAAAUGCAUUUGUGACAUUGACAUGCGAAAGAAGUGGGAAAUAUAUCUGUCGUAUCCAAAAAUUGAAACGCGAAGAUACCGAUUCAAGAAAAUGUGAAUGCCCAUUUAGGUUGCAUGGUUACCUUUUGGCAAAUAACAAAUGGAGAUUUAUUGUGAUAUGUGGUUUACACAACCAUGAUUUAAGUCAAAAGUUGGUUGAUCAUCCAAUUGCAUGUCGGCUCCUUUUAGAUGAGAAGACAUGUGUUUCUGAUAUGACUUUGAGCUUGGUACCACCCAAAAACAUACUUGCAACCUUGAAGCGCAAAAGACCCGAGAAUACAUCAAAUAUCAAGCAAGUUUACAAUAGGCGCUAUCAAUCCAAAUUAGCGAUUAAGGGCGAUCGAACCAAGAUGAAUGUUUGCGUGAAAUGUCCCGAUCUAUUGAAAUAUGUCGAAAGCACAAUACUUAAUCAGGUUAAGGAAAAGUUUGUUUGUGCUUGGACGGAUGAUGUUAUGCAUCUCGGAAAUACAACAACGAACCGAGUUGAGUUUGCUCAUGCUUGUCUGAAGAAUUGGCUGGGAAAUAACAAGGGUGAUUUGAUUACGGGUUGGGAUUCUGUGAACCAGAUUAUACUAAACCAGCAUAGUGAGAUACAUACAAUAUUUGGUUGUAGUAUCACGGUGUUGGAACACAGGUUGAAAGACAUUACCUUAUAUUCUCAGUUGGUCGGUAAUAUAUCUCAGGCAGCUCUAAAUUAUAUUUUUCACGAAGCCAAAUGA